Hypanus sabinus (Atlantic stingray) is the source of this 7846-nucleotide messenger RNA. RefSeq names its product low-density lipoprotein receptor-related protein 5-like. The record is from RefSeq and is a predicted model, not a curated record. The transcript is spliced from 23 exons. Gene Ontology annotation, molecular function: Wnt-protein binding; Wnt receptor activity. Bases 154 to 4983 code for a protein of 1609 amino acids. Gene Ontology annotation, biological process: canonical Wnt signaling pathway. NCBI's taxonomy places the organism in Eukaryota, Metazoa, Chordata, Chondrichthyes, Myliobatiformes, Dasyatidae.
GAGUUCGGUAGUGGUUGGGGGGAGGGAGGGAAAAGUUGUCCAGCGGGGACAGAGCUGGCGACAGGAUAGCGAGCGAAGGCGAUCUUGUGUGCGGUGGAACAUUGUAACUAUGUGGCCCGAGUGAAGCACUUUCACUUCUUUUUCCAACUACAAAUGGAGACUCUAUUACUGACGCUGAUCGCCUUUCGCCACUGUCUGAUUGCAACAGCGUCACCCCUGCUGCUUUUUGCUAAUCGGCGCGAUGUCAGGUUGGUCGAUGCAGAGUCAGUGAAACCUGAAUCGACUGUCGUAGUCAGUGGUCUGGAGGAUGCAGCUGCUGUUGAUUUUUUGUAUGCUGAAGGGGUGAUUUAUUGGACUGACGUGAGCGAAGAAGCCAUUAAACAGACACAUGUGAAUCUAACUGGGAAAUCCCAAAAAGUGAUCAUCUCUGGUCUCGUUUCUCCAGACGGAUUAGCUUGUGACUGGUUAGGCAAGAAGCUGUACUGGACUGACUCUGAAACUAAUCGGAUAGAAGUUGCCAAUCUCGAUGGAAUGUAUCGUAAAGUCCUUUUCUGGCAGGACCUUGAUCAACCAAGGGCCAUUGCUCUUGAUCCACAGCAAGGAUACAUGUACUGGACAGACUGGGGUGAAAUUCCUCGAAUUGAACGAGCUGGCAUGGAUGGGAGUAGUCGCUCUGUCAUUGUGGACUCUGAUAUUUACUGGCCAAAUGGACUGACAAUUGACAUUGAAGAACAGAAACUUUAUUGGGCAGAUGCAAAGCUGAGUUUUAUUCAUAGAUCCAACUUGGAUGGUUCUUCCAGGCAAAAAGUUGUGCAAGGUACACUGACUCAUCCAUUUGCCCUGACGUUGUUUGGAGAAACCUUGUACUGGACAGAUUGGCAAACCCGCUCAAUUCAUGCAUGCAACAAGAGAACUGGAGAAAACAAACGCGAGAUACUCGUCAGUAUUUACUCUCCCAUGGAUAUCCAAGUCUUCAGUCAAGAUAGGCAGCCACACAUUCCCACCACGUGUGAUGAAAUUAAUGGAGGAUGUUCCCAUUUGUGCCUACUGUCACCAAAAGAACCAUUCUUCAAAUGUGCCUGCCCAACUGGUGUCCAGCUGAAAAAAGAUGGAAAGAUAUGUAAAGAAGGUGCUGAAGAGGUGUUGCUGCUUGCAAGAAGAACGGACCUGCGCCGGAUCUCCUUAGAUAUGCCAGAUUUCACAGAUGUCAUUCUGCAACUUGAUGAUAUUCGGGAUGCAAUAGCAAUAGACUAUGAUCCAGUGGAGGGAUAUAUUUACUGGACUGAUGAUGAAGUUAGAGCUAUUCGUCGUUCAUUUCUAGAUGGCUCAGGGGCCCAGACCUUGGUGACCACAGAAGUUAGCCAUCCAGAUGGAAUAGCUGUCGAUUGGAUAGCACAGAAUCUUUAUUGGACGGAUACGGGAACUGAUCGCAUCGAAGUGACUCGAUUCAAUGGCACAUCUAGAAAAAUAUUAAUAGCAGAAGGUCUUAAUGAACCUCGAGCAAUUGUCCUUAAUCCAGUAACUGGCUAUAUGUAUUGGACGGACUGGGGUGAAAGCCCGAAGAUAGAGCGUGCAAACCUAGAUGGCUCUGAUCGAAUAAUUUUGGUAAACACCUCUCUGGGUUGGCCCAAUGGCUUGGCAUUAGAUUAUGCUGAAGAGAAACUUUACUGGGGCGAUGCUAAAACAGACAAAAUUGAGGUAAUCAAUGUAGAUGGAACCGGCAGGAGAACACUUGUGGAAGAUAAGCUUCCUCACAUAUUUGGGUUCACUUUAUUGGGUGAUUACAUCUACUGGACUGAUUGGCAGCGACGGAGUAUUGAACGUGUUCAUAAGCACCGUGCAGAAAGGGAGAUAAUCAUUGAUCAGCUACCAGACCUAAUGGGAUUGAAGGCAACAAGAGUUACAAAAGCAUUUGGAACAAACCCAUGUUCAGAGAAUAAUGGAGGAUGCAGUCACCUAUGUCUGUACGUGCCUCAGGGUCCACGGUGUGCCUGUCCAAUGGGCCUGGAGUUAAUAAUGGACAUGAAAACUUGCAUCGUACCCGAAGCCUUCCUCUUGUUCUCCAGUAGGGCAGACAUCCGUAGAAUUUCCUUGGAGACCAACAACAAUGAUGUGGCAAUUCCAUUAACAGGAGUGAAGGAAGCGUCUGCUCUUGAUUUUGAUGUUUCUGAUAACAGAAUUUAUUGGACAGACAUUAGCUUAAAGACCAUCAGUCGUGCUUUCAUGAAUGGAAGCUCUGUUGAGCAUGUGAUUGAGUUUGGCCUUGAUUACCCAGAAGGAAUGGCAGUGGACUGGCUGUCAAAAAACCUUUACUGGGCUGACACGGGCACUAAUCGGAUUGAGGUGGCACGUCUAGAUGGACAAUAUCGACAGGUUUUGGUGUGGAAGGAGUUGGACAAUCCACGGGCUUUGGCUCUUGAUCCUUCUGAAGGGUACAUGUAUUGGACUGAAUGGGGUGGUAAGCCAAGAAUUGUCCGCUCACACAUGGAUGGCACAAAUAGUGCUGCUCUGGUAGACAGAGUGGGACGCGCUAAUGGGCUUACUAUUGACUAUGUAGAGAAAAGACUUUAUUGGACUGACCUGGAUACAUCAAUGAUUGAAUCUUCAAACAUGCUCGGGCAACAGCGUGAAAUCAUAGCUGAUGAUCUUCCUCAUCCCUUUGGGCUAACACAGUACCGGGAUUACAUCUAUUGGACUGAUUGGAAUUUGCGCAGUAUUGAGCGUGCUGAUAAAAUGAAUGGACAAAACCGAACACUUAUUCAAGGACAUUUGGACUAUGUGAUGGACAUCUUAGUUUUUCAUUCUUCACGGCAAGAUGGCUGGAAUGAAUGUGUGCAAACCAAUGGACAUUGUUCUCAUCUUUGCCUUGCCGUGCCAACUGGCUACAGGUGUGGAUGUGCAUCACAUUACGUACUUGAUGGCAAUAACAAAACUUGUAGUUUGCCUGUUAGUUUCCUUCUGUUCAGUCAGAAGACUGCAAUUAGUCGCAUGAUCUUGGAUGAGCAGCAGAGUCCAGACAUAAUUUUGCCUGUACAUGGUUUGCGAAAUGUGAAAGCAGUGGAUUAUGAUGCUGUUGACAAGUUGAUUUACUGGAUAGACGGACGCCAAAACAUCAUUAAAAGAGCUAGAGAUGAUGGUUCUCAAGCAUUUGUGGUUGUUUCUGGGCCAAACCAAAGCCAAAAUCCAGAUAUUCAACCCCAUGACUUGAGCCUUGACAUCUACAGUCGGACUGUGUACUGGACUUGUGAAACAUUGAACACUGUAAAUGUUAACAGACUAGACGGAAAGCCCAUCGGAAUAGUUCUUCGAGGAGAACAUGACCGACCUAGGGCUAUUGUUGUCAAUGCAGAACGGGGGUAUAUGUACAUCACAAACAUGCAGGAAAGGUCCCCAAAAAUUGAAAGAGCGGCACUUGAUGGUACCGAAAGAGAAGUACUAUUUUCAACUGGAUUGAUUCGGCCUGUUGGUUUAGCAAUUGAUAAUAAGCUGGGGAAGCUUUUUUGGGUUGAUGCAGAUCUAAAGCGCAUUGAAAGCAGUGAUUUAUCUGGUGCUAAUAGACUGACGUUGCAGGAUUCGAACAUUCUGCAGCCAAUGGGACUUGCUAUUCUUGGAAACCACAUUUAUUGGAUUGACCGUCAGCAACAAAUGAUUGAGCGCAUUGAGAAGAUAAAUGGAGGCCAGCGUACAAGAAUUCAGGGCAGAAUUGUUCAUCUUACUGGCAUUCAUGCAGUGGAAGAAUUGGAUGUGGAGGAAUUCAGUUCACAUCCUUGUUCCCGUGAUAAUGGCGGCUGCUCACAUAUCUGCAUUGCUAAAGGCGAUGGCACUCCACGAUGUUCGUGUCCUGUACAUUUGGUACUGUUACAGAACUUACUGACAUGUGGAGAACCACCAACUUGUUCACCAGAGCAAUUUACAUGCGCAACAGGGGAGAUUGAUUGUAUCCCAAUGGCAUGGCGCUGUGAUGGUUUUGCAGAAUGUGAUGAUCACAGCGAUGAGGAAAACUGCCCAGUAUGUUCUCCCAACCAUUUUCAGUGUGAAAAAGGCCAGUGCAUUGAUGGACGUUUACGAUGCAAUGGUGAAGUAGAUUGUCAAGAUAAAUCGGAUGAGGCAAACUGUGAUGUUAUUUGUCAUCCGAACCAGUUCCGCUGCAACAGUGGUCAGUGUAUCAUGAAGAAACAGCGAUGCAAUUCAUUAUCUGAUUGCCUUGAUGGUUCAGACGAACUCCUUUGUGCAGAAUUAACUAAAGCCUCACUGAAUGAGUUCCAGUCUCAGAGCAGUGCAAUUGGACCUGUGAUUGGUAUAAUCCUUUCGCUCUUUGUCAUGGGUGCUAUGUACUUUGUCUGCCAACGAGUUGUCUGUCGUCGCUACAAGGGACCCAAUGGACCUUUUCCACAUGAAUACAUCAGUGGAGCCCCACAUGUUCCCCUUAAUUUUAUUGCUCCCAGCAGUUCUCAGCAUGGCACAUUCACCGGCAUGUCAUGUGGCAAGUCCAUGAUCAGCUCCAUGAGUCUGAUGGGAGGAAGCAGUGGGGCCCCAUUGUAUGAUAGAAAUCAUGUGACAGGAGCAUCAUCUAGCAGUUCAUCGAGUACAAAAGGAACCUUCUAUCCACAGAUCUUAAACCCACCUCCAUCCCCAGCCACUGAUCGUUCUCUCUAUAAUACUGAAAUGUGCUACUCUUCCAACAGUCCUUCCACAACCAGGUCUUACAGACAUUACAUUAUGCAGAGUAUUGCACCACCUACGACUCCAUGCAGUACUGAUGUAUGCGAUAGUGAUUAUACCACAAGCCGAUGGAAGUGUCCCAAAUACUACAUAGACCUGAACUCCGAUUCAGAUCCUUACCCUCCUCCUCCUACUCCUCGAAGCCCGUACAUGUCAGCAGAAGAGAAUUGUGAAAGUUGCCCGCCAUCACCUCCUUCCACAGAACGAAGUUAUUUUCAUCUCUGCCCUCCCCCACCAUCUCCUUGUACAGAUUCCUCAUGAUCAUAACAAAAGAAACAUUUUUAUAAUUCUGUACAUAGCUUUAAAUACAUACAGAGAGAAAGUAUAUUUUAUGAAUUAAAAAUAGCUGGUGGGUGGGAUUAUCCAAAGGAAAGUGUACAGAGAUUGUGAGAAGAAGCAAUUAAAUUUUGUACAGAUGGAAAAAAAUAUUUAUGACAUUUUUUCAAGAAAAUACACCACUUGCAUUCUUGUGUCAUACUUUUAUUGUACAGAGCCAAAUAGAGAAGCAAAAGUAUAAAAAGUUCACAUGCUAGCACAGGCAGAAUAGUUUGCUUCUGUGCAAUACGUUUCCAAUUAGAUGAAAUCAUAUUGGAAAUGAAAUUAUAAAAUGCAAUAUUCAUUGAUACUAAAUGGACAUUUUUUCUUUUAUACUUUUUCUACCUAUUUAUCAAAAUUAUAUUUGCUGUUCUUUAGAGUUUAAAUUUUAAAUUGUUAAUAUUUUCAAUAGGAAUCUAAACAAAUUCUAUUACUGAGUUAUUUCAAUGUACACAACCCUGAAUAUAUAAACCACUAGUCAGAAUUUCUGCAUGUUCGGUACAGAGCAGGUUACCUGAAAGUGUGUAUCAUUGCUGUUUGUAAGGAUUGUUUAUGAAAUGAAUUAAAAUAGUAUCUAACUAGCUCCUAGAGGGUGUAGGUUGAUAGCAGAAUAACAUGCCAACACUAGAACUGUAAUUGAGAGGAAUCUUGGUGUGGGAAAAUGUAAUUGAGUUUGAGAUGAAAAUGUAUUAAGUAGAAUAUUUAACCCUAUACCUGACCUGAGCUACUUUACAAAAUAUUAGUUGAAGGUAUAAACACAUGAAUGUUUCACCCUCUUAUCAUAGAUAUUCCUUACUUUGAUAAGCACAAGGUUACUCAUAAAACAUUACAGAACAAAGUUUUAUCUGAUUGGUGUGUGAUUUGUAAUUUGAUGUUAAAUUAUUUAUCUUGGAUGGAAAAACCAAAUUUUUUCCUUUAGGAAUUAUUUUAAUGUUUGGAUAUAUUUCUUUUGCUUGUAUGUACAGAAUGUUGUAGCUAUCACUGCUGAAAGUAUUUGUAGCGUGCCCUUUGUAAAUCAGUUACAGGAACUUGCACACUAGUAAUAAAUAACUAAGAUUUUGUUGGAUAACCAAGCUGCCUUAUUUAUUCAUAGUAUGACUAUCCAUGCUUGUACCACUAAAUUGCUGUGACAGUAUUGAAUUUAAGAUGAGGGAAUUUACCCAAUUGCUGUUGAUAUUAUUGAGGUACGCUGCAUCUUUAAUUCCAGGGAAGUCUUUUUAUUUUAAAAAUUGUCACAAUAUGCAUUAAUGUUUUAUACACUUACAGGACCCAUUUUUCAAAUUUACCUUUUUGCACCAGAAAUGUUAAAUAAACUUUAACUCAUUAAAUUUCAUUAUUUAUUUUUUUAAACUUAUUUACAGAUAUAUAUAAUUUUCAGCAGUACCACAACAACAAAAAUACUGAUUUUUUUUACAAAGGCAUCAACUCUACCUUCACAAGAAAAAAAACAUUAUUGUAGAACCUCAGGACAUCUUAUGUGGUCUGUUGUAAUAACUGUGGUUAUGUUUAGAUUAAGUCCAUGAGAUGUGCAGAACCCAUUUAUUUUUUAUCUGUAUUUUAGUUCAAUUUUUGAUCUGAUCAAAUAGUCUAAUUUUUUUAAGAUAAGGGAUAUUAUGACUUUUUAAAAUAAAGUUUGCAGUUUUGGAGUUAAAUACAAGUAUACAGUUGACCCUGAAAUUUGUGGUAAAGAGGCAGUUUACAGAAUGUUUCUGUUUUUGGAUUUAACUUUGUAUAUUCUACCUUCCAUAAUUAUUUUCAAAGGCUUAGAGGGAUUUUGUACACCUUUUUGAUAUACUCACAUGUAGUCUUAACCUAAAAUUAUUGUUUCAAUCAAUCAAUAUAUAUGUAUUUUUAUUUUGGUGCACAAAAUACCUAAACCUGUAAUAAAAAGCAAAUCAGAGUUCACAAAAGGCAAAAGUAGAAAUAGCAUUCAGGCUUGGCUACUCAACGUGAACCAAGAUCAUGCUACAUAUACCAAGUUUAGAGCAGGACAAGCUUGACUGGCUUUAUCAUUUACCAAAAUAAAACAUACUAAAUAUUUUAGAAGUUUUUUUUCUCUGUAAUGUUGUUUAGAAAGGGUACAUGCUGUGUGCUCUGAAUAGGAUUCUCUGAGGGUUGUGUAUGGGAAAAAAAGUUGUGGAGGUCAGGGCUGGCUCAGGUUGCCAUUAGGUUUAGAUGAAGUUUUCAUUCUAUUAGCAGACAGAUCUCUGGAGUCUUUACAAUGAGGGACUUCAAUUAAAAAUUAUCCCCAAUGGAAUACUUGGAAAAAUUGUAUUCAUUUCAAUCAUUUAAACUCAAUGCUGACUAUUAAUGUCAAUCAUACAGCAUUCAUAUUACCAUUCACUUCAAGAAUGUUUUCAAUGCAAAUGUAUAAAUUACUAACCAACCCUUCCCAUUUACUGUUUGCAUGUCAGGAAUUGACAAUGGUGAUCUCUGCAGAGGUGGAAAUUUUGAUUAAGUUAAUAGUACUUGAAUGUGCAUGUUACUUUUUAUUACUGAUUUCAGUUUUGGUACAUGGAACUGAAAUUUGAUUUAUUUGAAUAAUGUAUUUUAGUAACCAAAAAUACCAUUUCCCACAAACGCUGAUAAUAAACUAAACAAUAAACCUACUCCUAUUGGAAAAAAAAUGGAAAACUGAAUUCCUAACCUAUGAAAUACAGUUGGAUGAAAAUAAUUGGUUGGUAGCUCUAAGUGCUUUGUAAUGUCUUGUCAGUGCAUUUUAAUCUGCCUCUGAAAUUCAUUCCAUUGAAUUUUAAUUGUGUUUUGUAAAUUUAGCAUGACUAACAUGAAUAAAUUUCUAGUAAAUGUG